AUGGACGGCCUGCCCGCAACAGCGGCCAUCGCCGGCCUGCUCGCCGUCAGCGGCAUCGCCAUCGACGUGCUCUGGGACCUCAACACGUCGCCCAAGGCCGCCACCGCCGUCUUCAACCUGGCCCUGCGCGAGGUCAAGGAGAGCCGCUCGUCCAUCCAGGCCCUGCACAAGACGCUCUCGCUGCUCGAGUCCCGCCAGGUGCCCUUCCCCGGCCGCGCCUCGUGGAUCGAGGUCGACGAGCUCGUCGCCACCCUCACCGACGCCGUCCUCGCCUUCUCCAAGCUCUACGCCUUGUGCUCCGCCGUCGAGGCCGAGGCCGCCAGGUCCAGUCCCGAGGAGGCCAGCCGCCGCUAUGAGAAGCGCAUGAAGGCCCUGUGCGCACGUAUCCGCUGGCAUAACCUGUCCAUUGCCAUGAUUAUGACCAUUAUCAACUGCCCGGCCGAAACCGACGCCAAAAACAGCCGCGACGAACUCGCCCACCGCAUAACCCGCCUCCUCACCUUCAACAUUGGCCUCGCAUCGCGCAUGCAGCGCGGCAUCACGCCAAUGGGCGCCUCGUACGCCGGCGCCGCCAUGUCACCCUCGCCCUCCCCGCCCGCCUCCAUAUCCUCCGCCUCCGCCUCCGCCUCCGCAUCCGCAGCUGCUCCCCUGCCAAGCAUUUCCGCCGCCCAUCCAUCCGGCAUCGCCAAGUUCGCUACCGCGGCAGCCCCACCACCCUCCGACUCCGAAGUGGGUCGCACCCCCCGAUCAGUUCCCGGCUGGCCCGCCACCUUCUCCGGCUACACCCUCGCCGACACCGCCUUCCUCUCCUACGUCCGCCUCCCCGUCAGCGCCGGCGAGUUGAGGGGCGACCGCGACUUCUACCCCGGAGCCUACGCGCCGCAGACCGGCUACGAAUUCGGUGGAGGUUCCGUCCUCAGCCAGGCCAGCUUCCGAUCGCCAUCAGCCACGCCAAGCCCGCCAGGAUCCAGCUGGGAGACAAAGGAAAUGUCCACCGUGCAAACACAAACACACAUAACGUCGGGGGCAGCGAGGUAA
Molecule: messenger RNA, 1038 nt
Organism: Ilyonectria robusta
Lineage: Eukaryota; Fungi; Ascomycota; Sordariomycetes; Hypocreales; Nectriaceae
Exons: 2
Coding region: 1-1038 (345 amino acids)
Source: RefSeq, a predicted model, not a curated record